Caenorhabditis auriculariae is the source of this 461-nucleotide messenger RNA. The record is from the annotation of a GenBank genome assembly. Lineage: Eukaryota; Metazoa; Nematoda; Chromadorea; Rhabditida; Rhabditidae.
AUGAAGACGGGGAGACAGAUUGUCGGACCUCGUAAAUUUGGACGUUUUUUAAAAACUUUUAGCGACUUUUUUUUGUUAUGUUUUAGUACCUUUUCAGAUGUGUUUGGCCAAUAUUCUUCUUUUUUGAUUUCAAAAACUGAAUUCCUGCUUUCAAAUAGUUUAAAAUUACUGUACUCAUUACGAGGGCAGGUUUGAAUUUGAUUUGAAUUUAGAAUACGUCUUCUUCUUCGUAAUUCCGACAGAGAUUCCUUCGAAAAAGUCAUUUUCAGCCGAAUAACUCGGAAGAGGUGAAAUACGUGCCGACCGGGUCGGCCCCGGGCUCCCCCCUGUACAUCAACGUGCGCUGCAGCCGCGACGGCGGUCCGGUCCGCAUCUUCGACACCAACUCCGUCCCUCCAGCCCCCACCGGCCCCACCGAGAAGGUCUACAUCGGCAGAUUCGACGGCACUCAAGAGCGAUAA